Messenger RNA from Fulmarus glacialis (Northern fulmar), 930 nucleotides. RefSeq names its product olfactory receptor 51G2-like. NCBI's taxonomy places the organism in Eukaryota, Metazoa, Chordata, Aves, Procellariiformes, Procellariidae. Gene Ontology annotation, cellular component: membrane. Gene Ontology annotation, molecular function: olfactory receptor activity; G protein-coupled receptor activity. The record is from RefSeq and is a predicted model, not a curated record. Gene Ontology annotation, biological process: G protein-coupled receptor signaling pathway.
AUGACCAACAGUAGCUUCCUUAGAUCUUCUACCUUCCUUCUAACAGGAAUCCCAGGAAUGGAAAGUGGGAACGUGUGGCUUGCCAUCCCUUUCUGCUGCGUGUAUGUUAUUUCCAUCCUGGGAAAUAGUGCAAUCCUCUUUGUCAUCAAAGCAGAGCGCAGCCUCCAUGAGCCCGUGUACCUCUUCCUGUGCAUGCUGGCUAUCGCAGAGCUUGAUGUGUCUCUGUCUAUGCUCCCCACAGUGCUGAGCAUGCUGCUCUGUGAUUCACAGAUCAGGUUUCACACCUGCCUCGCCCAGAUGUUCUUCAUUUGCUCCUUCUCCAUCCCGGACUCUGGGGUGUUGAGGGCCAUGGCUUUUGACCUCUUCAUGGCCAUCUUGCAGUAUGCACCCAUCCUGACCAACCCCAGGAUAGGUGUCAUUGGGCUGGGGUUCACAGUGAGGAGCAUUAGCCUCUUGCUCCCCUUGCCAAUACUUCUGAAGAAGCUGUCGUUCUGCAGGUCCCAGGUGCUGGCUCACUCCUUCUGUUUGCACCCCAACUUACUCCAGCUGCCCUGUGCAGAUAUCAAGGUGAAUAGCAUGUAUGGCUGCUUUGUCAUCCUGGCCACCUUUGGGCUAGACUUGUCUAUCCUCCUGUCCUGUGCCAUGAUCAUUAAGUCUGUGCUGAGUAUCACAUCCAAGGAAGAGUGUCUCAAGGCCCUAAACACCUGCCCUAAACAUUCUCAUAUCUGUGCUGUUUUGAUUUAUUAUAUUCCAAUGAUUGGCUUGUCCAUGGCAUACAGGUUUGGGAAACCUGCCUCUCCUCUGAUUCAUGUCCUCAUGGCCAAUAUCUACUUCCUUGUACCCCCUGUGCUAAAUCCCAUUAUUUACAGUGUAAAAACUAAACAGAUCCACAGAGGCAUACACAAACUUCUCACUCCAAGAAGGCGCUGA